Messenger RNA from Rhizopus microsporus ATCC 52813, 2201 nucleotides. RefSeq lists its product as uncharacterized. Gene Ontology annotation, cellular component: nucleus. The transcript has 3 exons. The record is from RefSeq and is a predicted model, not a curated record. The coding region runs from base 196 to 2148 and encodes 650 amino acids. Gene Ontology annotation, molecular function: exonuclease activity; nucleic acid binding. Lineage: Eukaryota; Fungi; Mucoromycota; Mucoromycetes; Mucorales; Rhizopodaceae.
ACUGCAUAUACCACCUCAUACUGUGCAGCUGAUCCAAGUAGCAACAUGAAGCAAGCAUUAUAUAGUCUUAAUUUUCUACAGUCUCUUUUUCCAAAAGUCAAGUCGCCCUGAAUAUCCCAAAAAUAGAAAAAUGUGGCUUAUUAUUUUAAACAUGCAGCAAAAAAUUAUCUGCCUUCUUGUCACUUGAUCGAUCGAAUGAAGUUUACGCCAAACAUUGACAGAUUCCAAAAACGUUACGACACUGCUACCAAAAUUCAUGUCUCGUUCGAUGAGCCAGAAGAGAACCAUAAUGGAAAAAAGCGUGCUGCCCAAGAUAGCAACAACGACAAUUCUCGAAAGAAGAACAAGGUAGACAACAAGAACAACAAAGACAAGGGCAAUAAAAACAAAAAGGCAGCAAAGAAGGAACUAACCGAAGAAGAAAUACUAGCCAAAGUAGCUGCGAUCCGUUUAAAAAAAAAACUCAAGAGGAAAAACAAGGCUAAUGUCAACGGUCAGUUGAUCACUCGUGCCGCCUUUCAAUUCAAUCCCAAGAGCCUAACACAGGCAAUACCAACGACACAGAUACGUGAAUUCAUUCUUUACGCACUUUCAGAAACUUGCAAUCUGCCUUGGUGCACCAUUAUCAAUAAAUCACAAGUCGAACGGUUGGUCGUGAUCUAUGCACCUGGAUUGAACUGCUCUUAUUUUGGUCUGCCUCAGGAGUCGAACUUACCAUUUGUUGAUCUUCAAGAUCUUCCCAAAGAGGCAUGGAUUGGUAAAUCGUCCAUGCCCUUUUUGACAAAACAGAGUCGGUAUAUGCUUGUUCACAUGAUCUCGGGCGAAAAGGAAAAAUUGAGCUCGCCUGUAGCCGAUAUGUUGCAGUGUAGCAUAUCUAAUUCAAAAAAGGAAAAGCUGAUUGACGAAAACCAAAAAAAAAUACAGGCAUUUAAGGAUAACAUGAGGGAAUAUUACAUGUUGACGUUGGAUGAGAUGAAAAAGGCAGGAUUUCCGAUACCCACAUGUUUAGAUCCAACCGCUGCUUUACCUGAUGGCUGGAAAGAAACUCGACCCCCUGUGGACGGUGUCAUGAAGCCUGUUAAACGAAUCAUUGCAGUAGAUUGUGAAAUGGUCAUGACGGAAAAGGGCAGCGCAUUAGCUCGUAUUACGCUUAUUGAUGAAGAUGGCAGUAUUUUAUUAGAUGAACUUGUCAAACCUGAUGCGCCCAUCACUGAUUACUUGACACAGUAUUCAGGUAUCACUCCUGAAGCUAUGGGCGCCACCACAUGCUCUUUACGCCGCGCUCAAAAACAUGUGCGAAAGAUUGUCGAUCACAACGUCAUCUUGGUUGGCCACGGUCUAGAAAACGAUUUGAAAGCAAUGCAACUAGCUCACCCUUACUGCGUUGAUACCUCUAGAUUAUAUGAUCAUAUGCGAGGUCCACCUUAUAAGCCUUCACUGAAGCACUUGGCGCGUACCUAUUUACAGAGAAACAUUCAGGGACAUAAUCAAUCCCUCAUGGGUCACGAUUCAGCUGAAGAUGCUCGUGCCACACUAGAUUUGUUCAAACUCAAGCUUGCGAAUAAACCUCGAUUUGGUCGAUUUAAAAAGGUAGAACUCGUCUUUGACCGUCUCAGCGCCAAUCGUCCCCCACGAUCCAGCGCCAUUCUUGAGAGCGCAAGAUCUGCCACAAGGUUGUUUGGCGAUACGCUCUCGGGUGACUAUCACCGUACAGAUACAGAUGAGGAAUUAGUGGAGCUGACGUUGGAAAAGAUCAAGGAGAAGAAUUUCUUGUUUACUCGAUAUAUUACAGCAGAUGACACAUUAACGCGUCAACAGCAGCAAGAUAGCGGGGCGCCCACUGUGCUUCCCAGUGCUGCCAGUGAUGCUCAACGUGCUACUCAGCUUCAAACAUUAGACUCGUACAUUCGACGUGUUUAUCACGGAUUACCUGAGAACUCCUUUUUGGUUGUUGUUGGCGGUGUUUGCAAUAUCCCUCAAUACAAAGCAUUAUAUGACAGAUACAUGCAGUAUAAGCAAAAGUAUGGAAACAAUGCAAAAUCAAAGAGUAUACCAGAAGAAGAAAAAUGGACAUUGGAGGAUCGAAAAGAGCUGCAUGCAUACGCUAAAGCUGCGAGAACAAGCGCAUCCUUCUUUAUGUUUAAGUAAUAAAUCUUUUAUUCAAAAGCGCGCAUUUCAUUUUUACCUUUUUUUAUGCCGGC